AUGACACUGGAGGAAUUAGUUGACGCCCUCCCCAUCAACAAAGCAAAAUCUCUAGGUGUAUCCCGCCUAAUGCAAAUUUUAAUGAAUUCGGCGUUCUUCAUCAAAGCCACAAUCUCCAACAAUGAUCCCGAAAAUAUGGGAUAUUGGUUUACAUCAGCUUCUCGUCUCCUCUUAAAAGAUGAGCCAUUGAGCGUGACACCAUUUUUACUAGCCUUGCUAGAUCCGGCUUUGACAGAGCCAUGGCAUCAUCUAAGUGAAUGGUUUGAAAAUGAGAAUCCCACGCCAUUUGCUACUAAACAUGGGAAGACAUUUUGGGAGUAUGCUGGACAGGAGCCAAGGUUGAAUAACUUCUUCGAUGAAGCAAUGGCUAGUGAUGCAAAGUUGGUGGCUAGUGUGCUUAUUAGUGAUUGUAAACAUUUAUUCGAAGGUCUGAAUUCAAUUGUAGAUGUGGGAGGUGGAACAGGAACUGCUGCGUCAGAGGUAGGGAGUUCUUAUAAUGAAACUUUGAUAGUUUUGGAGUCUGAUAUACAGUAUGCAAUGCUAUUGGGUGGGUUUGGGAUUGUACAGGGCCAUGGUGGAGGGGGCUGGGAUAGGACGCCUCGCCAUGAUGGUGGUGGAUUGUUUGGGGAUGGGGGGGAGUGGAUAAAGAUGAAAUUGGAUGAAGGAGAUGAAUGA
Messenger RNA from Fraxinus pennsylvanica, 675 nucleotides. Lineage: Eukaryota; Viridiplantae; Streptophyta; Magnoliopsida; Lamiales; Oleaceae. The record is from the annotation of a GenBank genome assembly.